Molecule: messenger RNA, 3605 nt
Organism: Dipodomys ordii (Ord's kangaroo rat)
Lineage: Eukaryota; Metazoa; Chordata; Mammalia; Rodentia; Heteromyidae
Gene: Zkscan5
Product: zinc finger with KRAB and SCAN domains 5
Exons: 6
Coding region: 703-3174 (823 amino acids)
Biological process (GO): regulation of DNA-templated transcription
Source: RefSeq, a predicted model, not a curated record
AGAAGUGUCGGGUUCGGUGUUGUCAGGGUUUGUAAGAACUCCAUCUUCCCCAGCCUGCGUGCCGGGUGCUUGAUCUUUGAGGAGAGAGUUCCCCGACCUUGGAGACUGGAGUGGGAAGGCCUAGGGCUUUGUGUCCGGCCUGGGGUCUUGUCCCUAACCGUGGGGAGGGUCUCUCUGAUUUGGGGUCAGGGGUGACGCUGCGAAUUCCCGGUCCGCAUCUGUACCAAUAAGCCCAGUUUUUCCAACGGGACUAAUGAAGUCUCCCCUGGCUCUCUCAAGCUUUCGUGGCUCGGAGGACAGGACAGUUAUAAUCAUUUUAAAUGGUUCUUCCCACUUAUGCUGACUUAAGUUUCUUGGCCCCUUAUUUAUACGAAAUGUAUUUUCACCUCUAAAACGGUUGGGUCUGAUGUCCGAUUUUUAUGGCUAUUCUUUACCUUUAAAAGAAAAAUCUUGAGGAUUGCCCUGCUUGUAAUCAUUUUUAAGGGUGGAAUGAUGGCUGUCAUUCUAAGUGAGUUACUUUGAUAAGUGGUUCUCUUUAGUAUGGAUGACGCCUUUGCCAUCUCUCUUUGCUAACAAUGAUUCUCGAUAUAUCAGUAGGUUAUACAAUACUAAAAAAUGACCUUCGCAAGAGCUUAAAAGGCAGAAAAGAAAUUGAGUCAGAGUAACACAGCCCAACUUCGAGAGACUUCCCUCUGAGUUGGAAUGAUAAUGACAGAGUUCCGGGAAGUUAUAGACUUAGACCCUCCAUCUGAGUCGUCUCAAGAACAAGAGGACCUUCUAAUAGUAAAGGUGGAAGAAGAAGAAGAUUGCACCUGGAUGCAGGAGUACAAUCCGCCAACGUUUGAGUCAUUUUACCAACGGUUCCGUCACUUUCAGUACCAUGAGGCCUCAGGACCCCGGGAGGCCUUGAGCCAGCUCCGGGUGCUUUGCUGUGAGUGGCUGAGGCCCGAGCUGCACACCAAGGAACAGAUCCUGGAGCUGCUGGUGUUGGAGCAGUUCCUGACCAUCCUGCCUGAAGAAUUCCAAGCCUGGGUCAGAGAACAUCACCCUGAAAACGGAGAAGAGGCCGUGGCUGUCAUCGAAAGUAUACAGAGAGACCUUGAAGAACGCAGGGAGCAGAUUAUUGUGUGUCCUGAAGCGCUUCCUCCGAAGAUGGUCCUGCCUGAAGUAGUGCAGGAGUCCCUCGCUCACCAGGCCUUGUCCACAGACCCUGAGGCUGAUCAAGAGCCACUGAAGCCCCAUCUCCUGGAAGAAAACGCCCUUCCUGUUCUCCAGGUUCCUCCCCUUCCCCUGAAGGACAGCCAGGAGUUGACAACCUCACUUCUCUCAGCUGGGUCCCAGAAGUUGGUGAAAAUUGAAGAUGUGGCAGAUGUGGCAGUGUCCUUUAUCCUGGAGGAAUGGGGACAUUUGGAUCCGGCCCAGAAGUCUUUGUAUAGGGACAGCAGGAAGGACAAUUAUGGGAGGAUUACUUGCAUGGAUUAUGAGUCCAAGGACGCUGUGGAGCUCGUGGUGAAGCAGAUUUCCGAGGAGGCCGAGUCGCACUGGAUGGCUGCCGCGGGGCCAGCCGGCAGCGGCUCCCCGGGCGGGGAGGGGGUGGUGCAGAGGUGGCAGGUCAGCCCCCCCGCGGGGAGGUCGCGGCACUCUGCGCCCCCCAAGCCCGGCCUUGGCACUGGCCGAGUCAGCGGCGCUGGAGGCGGUGGGGAGAGAGGCCACCGGUGCAGCGACUGCGGGAAGUUUUUCCUGCAAGCCUCCAACUUCAUUCAGCACCGGCGCAUCCACACCGGCGAGAAGCCGUUCCGCUGCGGCGAGUGCGGGAAGAGCUACAACCAGCGCGUGCACCUGACGCAGCACCAGCGCGUGCACACGGGCGAGAAGCCGUACGCAUGCGCCGUGUGCGGCAAGGCCUUCCGCGUGAGCUCGCACCUGGUGCAGCACCGCAGCGUGCACAGCCGCGAGCGGCCCCACGCCUGCGCCCAGUGCGGGAAGCGCUUCGGCCGCCACUCGCACCUCGUUGAGCACCUGAAGCGCCAUGCCAGGGAGAAGGCCCAACGGUGUGGUGACAAGAGAGCCAAGAACACGAAGCUGAGCGUUAAGAAGAAAAUGUCAGACUUUGCAGCCGCCGACACGGAACUGUCGGGGAAAAGCCAAAGAGACACCUCUGAAGUUCGAAAUCUGGGAGACGGCUAUGAUCCCCAAGGCCCAGGGGAGAGAACGCCGGGGCUCCCUAGGAAAGAGCUCCCAGGACAGCCCCCGACAAAGAGGAUGCACGGCGGCGACGUCCCCAAGAAGCUGUCCCCCGCCGGAGAGAGGCCCCACAAAUGCGGGGACUGCGGGAAGAGCUUCAUCCAGAGCGCCCACCUCAUUCAGCACCGGCGCAUCCACACCGGCGAGAAGCCGUUCCGCUGCGACGAGUGCGGGAAGAGCUACAACCAGCGCGUGCACCUGACGCAGCACCAGCGCGUGCACACGGGCGAGAAGCCGUACGCAUGCGCCGUGUGCGGCAAGGCCUUCCGCGUGCGCUCGCACCUGGUGCAGCACCAGAGCGUGCACAGCGCCGAGCGGCCCUUCAAGUGUCCCGAGUGCGGGAAGGGCUUCGGCCGGCGCUCGCACCUGGCCGGCCACCUGCGGCUGCACUCCCGCCAGAGGUCCCACCAGUGCCUCGAGUGCGGGGAGAUCUUCUUCCAGUACGUCAGCCUCAUCGAGCAUCAGGUGCUGCACGUGGGCCCGAAGAAGGAAACCCACGGCCCCGGCGAGGAGGCUCCGGGCUGGAACCUCACGGUGACCGACGAGAAGAAGGUGGAGCUGGAGGCGCAGCCAUACCAGUGCGACGUGUGCGGGAAAGCCUUCCCGCACCCGCCCGACCUCAUUCAGCACUACAGGACUCACACGGUGGAGAAGGCCCGCAGGUGCGCCGCGUGCAGGGAAGGCGCGGGCCCGUGCCCCCACGCCAAGCCACCCCCGAAAGUCUGCGUGAGCCCCAAACCCCAUCAGUGUCCCGAGUGCGGGAGGGGCUUCGCCCUCAAGUCCCAUCUCAGCCAACACCAGAGAAUCCACACUGGCGAGAAGCCCUUCCAGUGCAAGGAGUGCGGGGUGAGCUUCAGCUGGAGCGGAAGCCUCCUGAAGCACCUGAGAAGCCAUGAAAGGACAGACCCCAGGAGCCCCUUCAGCGUCUAGGCCUGCGCUCCCGCACACAGCUCCCCACACGUCAUCUCCCCCGCACAGCCAUCCAACCGUCCCCUGUGGGUGUGGUGAAACUGUGCCGUGAGAACUCAGCCGUUCAUUACCCGCCAGUUGUCCACCAGAAAUCAAUCCCUGCUGGCUUUCCAGAAGUGUCCUCCCCAAGCCACCAGAAGAACCUCUGGAUGGUGGAUGAAGGAAAGCCUUCCGGAUGGUACUCAUUGCUUAUGUGGAACUCAGAAAAUUGACACGUGAAUGCAGUAGAAAUAAGCUUUAUUUGUAGUUUCUGCCUUCUUUUUGGACAGUGUAUCUAUUCAGGGAAGAGUGAAGGAAAGAACUCCUUAGCAUGAUAUCCGUCUGGGUACCUCAGCAAUGAACCUUUUCUAGAAUGCUCCAUUGUUCCCAUCUUGAGUAUUAAAUCCUUUGAA